AUCCAGCCCAGUGCUGUCAGAUUCCUGUGCACAACCACUAACUGCUCAAACGAACAGCAAGAGAAAGAGAAGGGAGAGGAGAAGCAACGAGGAAGCAGCAGAGUGGGAGAGAUACUGGGAGAAACAGAACAACUGAGGGAUAGGAAAGUGGCAUUGAAGCGUUUCAAGAGAUGCAAAAAGAUUCUUCGCUAGCUAAAAAGUAAAAGAUACUCAGCAAUAACGAAAUACCACAGAUUUACAAAUGAAAGAAGCAGGACAAUUAUCAGAUGUAGGGAAUUAAAAAUAAUGAACUGCUGAAAGAAUAGUGGGCUACCUAGAGAAUGGGGAAAUUUAUGUGGACAGCAAUUAAAGGGAUACAAAUGCUGAAAACUAGAGGCUGAGUGAUAAUAUAGAGGACAACAUGUUAUUUGUCAGUAAUAUAAACCAUGCACAACACAUAGCAAACUAGACAUUUAUCCAGGCACUAAAAUGAAAUGUGUGGCACAUGGGGGGAUAAGGAGCACUGCUGUAGACUACACAGGCUGUAAAGUUAGCAUUCCGGGACAGAAAGUCAGAGCCUGAGGAAGGUGAUAUCUCUCUAUGUGCAGCACCUUCAGCAUCCGCCCAGUGCACCUCUACUAUGUCCUCUGUUUUGACACAGUUCCCAGUCCCUGGACAAAGAAACCUAGCAUAGUUCCCAAACUUAAAUUCCAAAAGUAAGAAUGUGGAUUGUCGGAUACAGGGCAGCCUGAGAUUCUGCUGCUAAGUAUAUGUGGGGUUCUCUUACAUUACCACAGAAAGCACCAACAUCAAGAUUCUCAUGCGGAACCACAAAGGCAACUCUGCGCUAAGACAGCUGAGGUGGAAAUCUCACUUCUCACACAACUUAAAAGUUUUUAGCCGAUCUUCUGUUACCACAAUACAAAGUUUAGGAUGAAGAUUAUAGGGAUCCAUCUCUCAAAUCGAAAGCCUACAUUAAAAGGCAAUUAAAUCAGGAUUGUAUGUAUUAAACAGACUACAGACAUCAAAAACCCACUUCAAACACCACAUUGUCACCUUUUCAUUGAGAAGAUUCAGGAAUAUCUUUUUACUUUAAAUUACGUUUCCAAGCAAUGAAACGACCAGAAUUGAAAUUGUAGCAAAAGAUACCACUUUAAAAAAAAUUGGCAUGAUUUCUUAUCUGCAAUGAUGUGUUUGGAUGCGCAUUGGAUGGCGACCCCAGAAGGCCUCAGCUAAGGAGGAUUUUGCACUAGAGACUUCAAAAUCUGUCUCCUGGGGCAUAAAUAUUAGCAAUGGAUACAGUCCGUAGCAGUAGAUACAGCAUUGUAUCCACAGACGAAGAAGGUCUUCGCUUGCCAUCUCUGGGUCUUAAUGGUCAUUGGAUUUCUUCACUCCACCAUCCUCAUUCCCGGCGGAAACGGCGCAAUCGUUUUGUUAAAAAGAAUGGUCAAUGUAAUGUCUAUUUUGCAAAUCUCAGUAACAAGUCACAACGUUACAUGGCUGACAUCUUCACCACUUGCGUGGACACACGUUGGCGCUAUGUGCUGCUCAUCUUUUCUGCCGCUUUCCUAGCUUCUUGGCUUUUCUUUGCCUUUCUUUUCUGGUGCAUUGCUUUCUUCCAUGGGGACUUAGCUGUUGUUGUGACAUCUGGAGGAAAAUCAGGCCCACCAAAACCAUGCCUGAUGCAUGUGAACAGCUUUGUGGAAGCUUUUCUCUUCUCUGUAGAGACACAGACUACAAUAGGCUAUGGAUUCCGUUAUGUGACUGAAGAAUGCCCUUUAGCUAUUCUUGCAGUAGUGGCACAAUCUAUCCUUGGAUGCCUCAUCGACUCUUUUAUGAUUGGAACAAUCAUGGCCAAAAUGGCACGGCCUAAGAAACGGGCCCAAACACUUCUUUUCAGUCAUCAUGCUGUAAUUGCCCUAAGAGACGGUAAACUCUGUUUAAUGUGGAGGGUUGGCAAUCUGCGCAAAAGUCACAUUGUAGAAGCUCAUGUAAGAGCACAACUGAUCCGCCCAUAUGUUACCCAAGAGGGUGAGUAUCUCCCUGUGGAUCAGAAGGACCUGAAUGUAGGAUAUGACAGUGGGUUGGAUCGUAUUUUUCUAGUGUCCCCCAUAAUUAUAGUGCAUGAGAUUGAUGAGGAGAGUCCUUUUUAUUCAAUGGGGAAAGAGCAGCUGGAGGAAGAAGACUUUGAGAUUGUUGUUAUUUUGGAAGGGAUGGUGGAGGCCACAGCUAUGACAACUCAAGCACGCAGCUCAUAUCUAGCAAGUGAGAUCCGUUGGGGACACAGAUUUGAGCCUGUUGUAUUUGAGGAAAAGAAUCAUUAUAAAGUUGACUAUUCACACUUCCACAAAACCUACCAGGUGCCAGGAACCCCAGUCUGCAGUGCACGGGAAAUGCACGAGAGUCGUAUCACUGCUUUACCUUCCCCAAGCGCCUUCUGCUAUGAAAAUGAGCUGGCUCUUCUCAGCCAAGAGGAGGAUGAAGAUGAAGAAGCUGUCGGCGGUGUUCCAGAUGAAGGAGUCAUCCAUGUUAUGGGGAGUCAUUUAGAACUAGAUCGCCUCCAGGCCUCCAUGGCUCUAGACAACAUUUCUUACAGAAGGGAGUCAGCCAUAUGAUGUCAGUCCCAGACUGACAGUGCUUCCCUAUGACUAUGCUUUUCAGGGUGGUGGUGUAUUUAUACUUGUGUGUCUGAAGUCUCUAAUCCCUAUAAAAGUAAAUACAUUUUGCUCUGCAAGAAUUAUUUAAUUGGAUAUAUAUUAACCUCCAGCAGCAUUUCCACGUCAACAAGUUUGAAUGCAUAUGCUCUGUAAAGAGGGCACAUUGGGCAUUUUUUUCUUGUGGUGAAAUAGGGAACAGGGCUGGGUACAUCUAUUGUAUAUAUUUUUUGUACAGAUGCAAAUGAAAAUUAAAUCUUUAAUCUGUGUUCUUCCAAAUCA
Molecule: messenger RNA, 2915 nt
Organism: Pseudophryne corroboree (corroboree frog)
Lineage: Eukaryota; Metazoa; Chordata; Amphibia; Anura; Myobatrachidae
Gene: KCNJ4
Product: potassium inwardly rectifying channel subfamily J member 4
Exons: 4
Coding region: 1272-2594 (440 amino acids)
Biological process (GO): potassium ion import across plasma membrane; regulation of monoatomic ion transmembrane transport
Cellular component (GO): plasma membrane
Molecular function (GO): inward rectifier potassium channel activity
Source: RefSeq, a predicted model, not a curated record